Acanthosepion pharaonis is the source of this 1080-nucleotide messenger RNA. NCBI's taxonomy places the organism in Eukaryota, Metazoa, Mollusca, Cephalopoda, Sepiida, Sepiidae. The record is from the annotation of a GenBank genome assembly.
AUGCCUGCACUAAAACUUCUGCAGUAUCCAGCACUCCUGCAGCAUCCGGCUCACUCCUGCAGGUCUCUUUUUGAGGUCUUUUCUUACUUCCUCUCUUUCUCUUUUCGUCAUCUAGGGGCUUGGCUGACGAUUAAGCAGAAAAUGCAUUCCCUGUCUCUUUCGUCUUGGUAUAACAGCAUUUUCACUCAAGAUGGUCUGUUCUUUCUUUCUUUUCCCUCUCAUGCUUUGUUUAAGGGCUUGGUGACAGUUGAAACUGCUUUCUUUCUCUUCGAUAUAGCAGCGUUCCGCAUACGUCGUAAAACGGGUCCAUCCAUUCGACUGGGAGACCAAUUCUCCUCACAAUUUCACAAACACAUCUUUUCAGCCCAUAUGCCAAGACAUUUGCCAGACAUUCUACCAGCCCACAGGCCGAGGCCAAAACUAACUUUUCCAUUUCACUAUUCGUUUCUGUUUUCUUCUUGUCACGUGGCUUUCUUCAUCAAAAUAGUUUUCUUUCUUUAUACCCUCUUCUCACUGUUCAUUUUCUCUUUGAUCAUUAUAUCUCUCACCUUUUCCUUUUUCUCUCUCAUCAUUUUCUUUAUUUCUUUUCCUAACUUUAUCUCUCACACUAUCUUUGGAUAUCUUACCUCCCCUCUUCAUUAUCCAUCUUUCUCUUUUCCUAACUUUAUCUCUCACACUAUCUUUGGAUAUCUUACCUCCCCUCUUCAUUAUCCAUCUUUCUCUUUUCCUAACUUUAUCUCUCACACUAUCUUUGGAUAUCUUACCUCCCUCUUCAUUAUCCAUCUUUCUCUUUUCCUAACUUUUUAUAUCUCUCACACUAUCUUUUGGAUAUCUUACCUCCCCCUCUUCAUUAUCCAUCUUUCUCUUUUCCUAACUUUAUCUCUCACACUAUCUUUGGAUAUCUUACCUCCCCUCUUCAUUAUCCAUCUUUCUCUUUUCCUAACUUUAUCUCUCACACUAUCUUUGGAUAUCUUACCUCCCCUUCAUUAUCCAUCUUUCUCUUUUCCUAACUUUUAUCUCUCACACUAUCUUUGGAUAUCUUUACCUCCCCUUUCAUUAUCCAUCUUUCUCUUUUCCUAA